GCCUGCAAGCAAAGCACAGUCCAUCUUAAUAGUCCCCGUACUUAUGAUUAUUGUUACGGGCCUGCAAGCAAAGCACAGUCCAUCUUAAUAGUCCCCGUACUUAUGAUUAUUGUUAUGGGCCUGCAAGCAAAGCACAGUCCAUCUUAAUAGUCCCCGUACUUAUGAUUAUUGUUACGGGCCUGCAAGCAAAGCACAGUCCAUCUUAAUAGUCCCCGUACUUAUGAUUAUUGUUACGGGCCUGCAAGCAAAGCACACUCCAUCUCAAUAGUGCUCAUACUUAUUACUACGUGCUUGCUAGCAAAGUACUACAAUACUUGUAGUGAGAUCUUGCCACUUCAUCCAGCUUCAACAGUCACAUCAGCCCCCCUUUUUUAUAGCUGCCUCAGGCAAUGCCUGUAUCAAAAAAUUACAACUUUAUUCUUGUAAAUUUAUGACUGUAUUCUCAAAAUUUCAGAUUAUUAUAAUACUCUAACAGGCAUUGUCUAAGGCAGCUGUGAAGGAGGGGUCUUAUGAGAUCUUUGGCCUUCAGCAAAGGUAAUAUUAUAGCUUUUUUUUUAGAUUUGUUGUAAAUUGACAACUUUAUUCUAUAUAUCUCAGAUAUGUCUACCAGCAUUUUAUAGUCAUUCCACAAAGGUGUAAAACAUACACAGCAGCGGAAUUGAUGAACAUGUAAGUCAGCAGCACACACACGGAAAAGGAACCGCCGCAACUAAGUGUGCUGACGAGCGAGUUAGUCAAGCCCGUCAACACAUUUGAGAGCAGGAAAAAUAACAACUGAUUCCUGCUGACGGCUUGAAGAAGACACAACUUUUCCAUCUCAUCGCUCUUUUUCCUGCCGUCUGAAUUUGAACUCCACGCCGACGGUACAAAGCUGCAGCCAGAGGCGGUCUGGGAAAAGAGAACGAUCAAGUCAACUAAAGUGAUGCAGGAUAAAAAAAGCAGCGAUUGAGCGACGCUCCAGAGGCAGAAGGGCAAAUUAGCCAAACGGCGAGACACCGGCUCCACAAAAGUCUGACAUGUGCACAAAGCAGCAAAUAAGAGCAGAGUAGCCAUAAGGAGGUUGAAGACGGCUUUGAGCCAGUCUCGAACGCGGGAUCUGGGCUGCAUCACGUAGCAUCCGAUCUGCACUCCUGCCAUGUAGAUGGCAACGUAACCCGCGAUGGAGAAUAGCCCCUCCUUGUUAGCAUGCAGGAAGUCCUUUCCUCGGUCUUCGUUGUGCAUGAUGAAAGCCUUCAAGCCCGUUGUCUCCAAAGUGUACUGAUAAACUCCACAGAUGAGAAGACACAAAAGCCACGACUUUCUUGCAGGGACAACAACCAAAAGCAUGGAGGUCAGAACUCUGACAAUAGCCAGCGUGAAGAAAAAGUUCCAGUGGACGCCAUAUUCAGUCACAUGUUCUUGGUAGCUGCUGGUUUUGACAAAGACAAGUCGUGCCGCACCGAGGACGACCAGAGGCCACACGGACAGGAGCUGCUUGGAGAUGUGUUUCAUCUUGGAUCCGGACACGUUCCUCCCACGUGCUUCUGGGCAGACCAGACCGUUGGCCAGGACGAACGCUCCAACCCCAAAGUCCAUCACGCCAGUUCCGUAUGUUUCCGUUUUAGCGUAUCUCCUCGGGAAGACUCUAAAGUCCACGGCGAGAAUACUGAUGGCCGUUUGCACGUUCACCAUCACUCGGAAAACGGUCACAAAGGGAACCUGUUUGAAGUGAACGGUCCCGCCGAGGAAGGCGCUGAGAGUGGUCUGGCACCGUGGGCGGCAGAUGCGGCAAAGCGCACACGACAGCACAAAGGUGAAGCUCAAGACCACCUGAAGAAGAACGUCGCUCAGGACGGUGCACGACAGCACGAGGGGGAGGACCAGCGCUGAGAAAUCCAGAAGCAGAUGAGAAAUGCGCGGGAACGGCAGAGGGAGACGACCCUUGGCUUGAUGGUGCAGGAUCAGGAUGAGCGCUCGGUUGAGGAUGCACAGCGGGGUGAGAAAUGAGCCCACUGCCACUUCCUGUAAAGUUGUUCCGUUGAGAUUACUGACAAAAGCUUCUUUCAGCUCCUUCUCAGACAGAUCCUGCAAACAUGAAAAUAACAAAUUAAUCAUAAUAAGCACACUACAACAUGGAGGCUACUCACUCACAUUAGCCAAGUUUGUUGUCAGUUAAGAUAGUGAUUUGGCGAAGUUUUGCUACUAAUGUUGCAUAGCCUGUGGUAAGCACAAAACAAUGCACGUGCCACGGACAUUCACGUGAAUGCCAAUCCUCAUAUUUAUUGUUCAAUAUGUUAUUUUAACCAACUAUAUCGGUAACAUUAACACUGGCGUUCUUAUAAUGUUUGGUUGGAGGCGAAAAUGUGUAGUUUGGCGAUUUCAGGUGGUUGUGUUUACUUUCACUUUCGCUUAUCUAUUAGGAACUUGUCACGUCUAAAGCCUGGAAACGCCUCCUGAUAAAUGAAGGAUCACUAGCUAGCUAACAUAACAUGUAUGUAUUAUCCAAAGCACUUACCAUUAUGUUGCCAAAAAUCCAGGGCUCAUGUAUGUUCUUGCACGACAAGCAGGAGCGCUACACGCCUGUUUCCGUGUUCUCAAGCGUCGCGUUCCAGGUGCCUCGGAUAUCUGGAUACUUCCGGUUCACGGUACCGGUACCGUUCUUGCGAUUCGACAUGCAGUUAUUCGCUGCAUAAUUGGCUUUUUAAGUUAUUUUCUAAUUUAUAACAAUCAUUUCAAAACAGCGACAUGUCUUAACUGUUCGUAAUGUGAAGAUACAGCUUAGCAAAAUGAGGAAUACUGUUGAAAUUAUAAAGGUAUACGGUGAAAUAUUGAAGAGAGGUGAUUAACAGCUAUCGGCCAUCAUAAAACGAACGCUCUCUACUUACUACGAGCACGCUGGUAGAAUAAAAUGUGUUUGACAACAUCCGCCAUUUUGGUGACGCUUGUGUAACGUCAUCAAUAAGGGCGGGAAUGAGAGUGUGUACUUCAGGAGCUCAGGAGGCAUUCCGGCAGGCCAACCGAGCGGUUGUCCUUGAGGGUGUUUUAAGUAGCAAUGGCAAAAGUAGUGAUUGGUUAUUAUUUUGAUUCGGUUAAUGUUACGAGAAGUUAAGUAUAUUUUACAGUUCCUCGGCUGACCAGACGCUAAACCCAUGAGUUCUGCGAGCGGCCCCAGACGUCAUAUUGGUGCGGGACACAGCAAUGGAGGGGGAAUGGUGCAACAAUGUGUACGGAAGGUUGAUUCCUCCGAUGGCCGCCUUAAUGAAUCGCUGGAGGAUGAAAUGAUUGCCUUCCUCGCUGAUGAUGAAGACCAAUUGCACACGUAUGACGACCUCACCAAAGUCAACCCGGUGACACCAACAACAGUUCUGAGAUGCCUUCAGGCCCGGUACGACAUGAAGGUGUUUUACACCCACGCUGGCUGUACCUUGGUGGCUCUUAACCCCUUCCGGCCCGUUCCUGACCUCUACUCCCUGGAUAUGAUGACAGGCUAUCACUGCACUCCCAAGCUGAAGGAGUCCAAACCACACAUCUUUAUCGUGGCAGAGGAAGCCUACAGGAAUGUCAAGGGUCAGUUGGCGCCCGUGGACCAGUCCUUGGUGGUCAGUGGGGAGAGCGGGGCUGGAAAGACCUGGACCUCACGUUGCCUGAUGAAAUACUACGCCACGGUAGCAGCCUCCCCCUCGGUGCUGGAGAGUCAGGGCACCGUGGAGAGGAUAGAGAGGAGAGUUCUGGACUCCAACCCCAUUAUGGAAGCUUUUGGCAAUGCGUGCACACUCCGGAACAACAAUAGCAGCCGCUUUGGAAAGUACAUCCAGCUCCAGCUUGACAGGUGUCAGCUGCUGGUGGGGGCGUCGGUGCAGACGUAUUUACUGGAGAAGACCAGAGUGGCCUGCCAACCUCCUGAUGAAAGGAACUUCCACAUCUUUUACCAGAUGAUAAAAGAAGCCUCGGAGGCACAGAGAAAGGAGUGGCAUGUCCCGCCCGGUCACCGCUUUGUGUGGCUGCCAAACGCUGAAAAAAGCAUCGAGGAGGAUUCUUUCCACGAGACCGUCGACGCCAUGGUCCACAUGGGUAUCGACAAUGGGAGGCAAGGGCAGAUAUUUAGGGUGUUAGCUGGCAUUCUUCAUCUGGGAAAUGUGGAAUUCUGCGUUUCAGCGGAUGAAUCACAGCCGUGCACCGUAAAGGAACAGUCCAAAGACUCCUUGCAGAAGGCUGCACAACUACUGCAAAUGGCCGCAGAGGAGCUUCAGACGUGUCUAAGCGUGAGGACGCUCAAAGCAGGGAAGCAUAGCGUACAUAAGCCGUGUUCCCAGGCGGAGUGCUGCGUGAGGAGGGACUGUCUGGCCAAAGUCAUCUACGCCCGAUUAUUCGAAUGGCUGGUGACAUUUAUCAACAACAGCAUUUGUGCUCACGAAUCGGCUUGGUGCAACUUCAUAGGUGUUCUAGAUGUUUAUGGUUUUGAAUGUUUCCAAAUCAACAACUUGGAGCAAUUGUGUAUCAACUAUGCCAACGAGAAACUCCAGCAGCACUUUGUAACCCAUUAUCUACGAGCUCAGCAGGAGGAAUAUGUAUCGGAGGGAUUGCAGUGGUCCUUUGUCAAAUACCAGGACAACCAGAGCUGUCUGGAUCUUCUUGAAGGAAGUCCCAUCAGUGUGUUUUCCCUUCUCGACGAGGAGAGCCGCCUUAAUCGAGCCUCCGAUGCCAAGGUGCUCAGCGUCCGCUUGGAGAAGGAGCUUAGUGAUAACGGCAGCAUCGGCUGGGAUAAAUUCAGCACAGUGCCGCACUUCACCGUGGGCCAUUAUGCUGGCAAGGUCAACUACAGGAUACAAGGCAUGGUGGAGAAGAACAAGGACCCGGUGGCACCUGAGAUCAUCGGCAUCCUCCAGAGGUCUGACAAUCCCCUGCUUCGGCGUAUUUUCGCAGCCAAGGAAGCAGAGACGUCGCAGAGCAAGGGGCUCAGCAAAGUCACCGUCGUCUCCAAGUUCAAGAACUCUCUGGAGAGCCUCAUGAGCAUCCUCCACGCCACCACUCCUCAUUACACGCGCUGCAUUAAACCCAAUUCCGACUGUAAGCCGUCCAUCUUCAGAAAAGAGGAGGUGAUCACGCAGUUGGAGGCUUGUGGGAUAGUGGAGACCAUUCAUAUAAGUGCUGCUGGCUUCCCUAUAAGAAUUCCUUUCAAGUGCUUCAUGCAACGCUAUGGCGCCAUUUUGAAAUACUUCAAUUUCCACUCACAAACCCCUCAUCACGCCCAGGCUGCCAGCGACAAUGAUGUUCUUCAACAGGAGGUGCAGAAGGUCCUGGACCUGGUGUUGCAACACCCAGCACACAAGAUGAAAAGUGAGGCCAAGUCUUUGGUGCAUCUUGGAAGGACCAAAGUGUUUCUCACUCAUUCCAUGCUGGAUUUACUGGAAGAUGAGAGGAAGAAGAUCCUCUCAAAGUGUGCCUUCUCCAUUCAGUGCUGCUGGAUGCGGUACCAGCGCCGCAGACGCCGCGAGCGACGACAUUCUGCUACCCUGAUCCAAGCAGCGGUGAGGUCUUGGCUGGUCAGGAGGCGGAUCCAGAGAUGGGAUAGAGCAGCAGCACUGAUCCAGAUAUCCUGGAGGAAGUGGAGGGCACUCUUAAAAUCUUUGGCUGAAGCGGAGCUUGAUAAUGCAGAGGACCUCACGCCGGAGGCCGGGCCAGAACCAAAGCCAAUUGGGGAGCUGGGCUCCGUGCGGCUUUCAACCCUCCAGGAACCCGUCACGGUGCGAGGCUGGCCCUUGGGGCUGGCAAUGGCGUCUGCGCCGUCCGUCACCGUGUCUUUGACCGCCACGGGCUUCCAGAAGAUGAAGUCGGUGGUGGCUUCUCUUAAACUGCCCUCAAGGAGAGGAGAAUACAAGGUGGAGACCAACCAAAAUAUGCAGGGGGUCGCCUCCAUUAGGGCUCAACCAAAGGGAUCCGUAAAGCUGCACUGCCAGCGGUCGCCCCUCCUCUACGCCGACAGGCAGCCUGAGCUGAGGAAUGGCGUGACGGGCUUCAAUGAAAUCCUGCUUGAGAAGACUCUCUAGCAGGAGUGUCCACACUUUCUCCACCAGAAUGGAAUCUAUUAAUGAUGUAAAUCAUUAAUAUCUUUACAAUAUGCCAAAGGUCUAUAAAAAUGGGCUGAAAAUGGCUCUCGGGUCACAUUUUGGACACCCCUGCUCGAUGGUUUAUAACACUAGAUGAUGUCACUGCUGCCUUCAAAUGAGACUUGUAUGGCUCUGAUUUGUGUGACUUGUUAAAAUCUACACAUAUUACUGUUAAUGAUGGGCACACACACACACACACACACACACACAUUGUGUGUCUGUAGAUGUCAACAUAGUAUUUUGCUUUAAUAUAUGAGGGCCAAAGUACAGUGGGUGUGCAUGCAUUGCACGUCCAAAGCACAUAUUGCACAAACCACACACACACAUGCUCACCUUCUGCAACGUGCAUGUCAAUCAGGGAAAGAAUGAAUUUUGGUUUAGUCCAUCUGCUGCUUUAAAAUAUGCAAAGUAUUAUUGCACACUAGUGUUAUAUAAGGGAAAAAUGCUCUGGUAAUUCUUUUUUUUUUAUAUAAUUUAAAUAUACUGCAGUAUAUUUUUACUAAAAAUGUAUAUCAUUGUAAGGGUUAUAAUGUCUAACUGUUUGGAGAGUGUAAAGAUAUAAUGUCAAAGAAAUUGAGUCAUUUAAUUGGCUGCUUUGUAAAAAAAAAAAAAAAAAAAAGUACAAUACAUAUACAAAAAAAAAAAUCUGAUACAUUUACCCGUCCAUGUCCUCACUGACCGCCUGUGACUGAGCUUUGUUUUCUACAACCUUCAAACAUUGAUCUGAAAACUCCACAAAUAGGGGCUCCUGCAUGGCCGCCUUCAUUGCCUCCUCUUUGCUGUCUGCACUGUCAACGGCCCGUAAUAGCUGUCUUAGGUGGGGGUUGCGAAGCAGAUCCUUCAGCUCUUCUGACUGACCUGUGGAAAAACAAAACACAGCACAGCGCCUUACUCACAUCUAUUUAAAAAAAAAAAAAAAAGUAGAAGAGAGAGACAUGGAGUUUUGAACUCAUACCCAACAGCUGCAACCUCUCUGGGGGUACUAUAUCAGGGAUGUCGUCUUCCUGCAGGAGAUCCUCCACACUCCGCGUGUCUGAACAGAAUGUCAUUUUUAAAAUAGUGCACCGUUUUCCAUAAAUACGCAUUAUCUUUUAGGAGAUCAUCCUUUUAGCUUGUCAGUGCAAAGUUUGCUGACACUUAAAUCUAUGUAGGACUAAUGCUGACAGAAUUAUGUCUUCUACCCUUUAGUCGGUUUGUUUACUUGCUUGACAUGGCUUGGAUCACGUAUGCAGGAUUAAGUAAACAUACCAGUCCCGCUAGCAUCCUUUCCUUCAGGAACGGAGGGUUCAGGCUGCUUCAGGGGAAGACAAGAGUCUAGGGACACACAAUGGAUGGGUAUGGUAAUGGUAAUGAUUUUAUUUCAUUUGAACAUGCAUCAGAUUACAAUUGAAUGCAUCACAAUCAGUUCACAGUUCCACAUGUCCAAAAGGAGUAGGAAGCUUAUUAUAUCCUACCCCUCCAUCUGGUACUUUUACAAUCAGUAACUGUUACAUUUGUUCACUUCCUGCUACAGUUUUUUUUAAGUAUUGCUCAUUAAACCCACAUAAUGUGGAUUAUCUAAUAUUGAAACUACUGUUAAACCAAACUAGAUGCCCGUAACGUACCUUUAUGUCUCUUGUAACAGGAAACCGAACAACUGAAAAAGAAAAUGCACUUAUUUCAUGUAUAAAAUCGUGUAAUAAUACAUACUAAGACUUUUCAAACAAGGUGACGCGCAGUAGCUGCAAACAACAAAUUCAUGUUAAAGUACAUUAUUGAAUUGACCAGCAACUUAAAUGUGUUUGAUUUCUUUUCUUUUAAAUUGCACUGUUCACACACCAACCAAACAAGUGUGGCACACGUGUUUAAGCUAGCAUCGAGGAUAAACAACGGUUUCGGUGACUUACUAUCUUAUUUUGCAGCAUGGACAUCUGUAUUUUGGCGUCUGUUCACUACACACGCUGCACACUUGCAUCGUGAUACAAUAUAAAGGCUUUUAUCUGAAGAAUAAUGUAUAGCCGUUUACACCAGGAAGCUAGUAACCCGGAAACAUUCAAUUGUAUUUCCGCUUUACCUUACCUUCAAAAUAUAAGCACUUAAACGCACUUGGAUAGGGGGAUACCGUACGUUGUCGAGAUUGCGGUCAUGUAGAUACGAUUAAAAAAAACGGAUGAGUCCGUAUUUUCAUAGUUUUGCCUUUACAACACACCUAGGUAAUUACGAUAAUUACAGCGCCCUCCGCCUCUUCCGAUAUGGCAAGCCACGCCCCACGUAAACACACGCACGCGCAGUAGUUAUUUGACAGCUAAUGUUUGCUAUGGCUAAAGUUGAGCUACUAUAGCUUUCAUUGAAUGUUAAGCCUACCAUAACAAUGACUCCCAAGGAAAUUGUUUCGAAU
This is a messenger RNA of Doryrhamphus excisus (bluestripe pipefish), 8463 nucleotides long. The record is from RefSeq and is a predicted model, not a curated record. Lineage: Eukaryota; Metazoa; Chordata; Actinopteri; Syngnathiformes; Syngnathidae.